GAGUCAUCUAUGAUGCAUGGCGCUCGAAUAGACCUAAUAACGUCAACCGUCACUGUGUAGAAAUGCAGAUUAAUAAUGACUACCAGUGGGAUGAUUCAGUUUGUGGAGAAACACGACGGACGUUAUGUCAAAUAGGAAUUCCUGCCUGCGGUGACCCAGGUGAACCUUUGCAUGGUAAUCGUUUACCAGAUGACAGAACAACUUACUCUGUCAAUGCUACUCUUCAUUUCACCUGUCAGGAGGGCUAUACAUUAUCUGGAGAAAGCAUUUUAAGGUGUAUGAAUAAUGGAGCAUGGAAUAAUUCAAAACCAUCUUGUGAAGCUGUCAAAUGUGAGGGAAGCCCAUCAAAUGUCACACUUGCCUCCAUUAUGAUGCAAGGAUCAGUGUAUCAAGAUAUAGCUCUAUACACCUGUCAGGAUGGUUAUAUUCCUGAUAAUGAACCAAUCAGCUUCUGUCAGCAUACAGGCAAUUGGAGUACACCUAACUUUACCUGUUCAGCACUCGGCCAAUGUUACAGUAACCCCUGUAUGAAUGGAGGUACCUGCAGUGAAGUAGAUAUAUCAUCAUUCACAUGUACAUGUACCCCACACUACACUGGUUCCACCUGUGACAAAGUCUAA
Molecule: messenger RNA, 620 nt
Organism: Strongylocentrotus purpuratus (purple sea urchin)
Lineage: Eukaryota; Metazoa; Echinodermata; Echinoidea; Camarodonta; Strongylocentrotidae
Product: P-selectin-like
Exons: 5
Coding region: 63-620 (185 amino acids)
Source: RefSeq, a predicted model, not a curated record